This is a messenger RNA of Aspergillus calidoustus, 5209 nucleotides long. The record is from the annotation of a GenBank genome assembly. Lineage: Eukaryota; Fungi; Ascomycota; Eurotiomycetes; Eurotiales; Aspergillaceae.
CUGUCGUCAAUCACCGCGGGAGAUAGGAAAGAUGUUUGAUCGAGGCUAUUGAGAAUGAUAGCGGCUUCUGUCAUGGCGCUUGCCUUGGGGUUAACAGCUAGAUCGCACUGCGUCUGCGGUGGCUCCACCGACUGCCCAAGAUCCCAGAACUGGGGAUUAUCAUAAGGAAUGCCAGCAGGAAUCUGCCAGGGCACUUGUAGGUACCAGUCGGAUGAGGACAAAACAAAUCCUAUCUCAUCACGAUACACCUGCAGCCCAUAAACAACAAUGUUUACGUGGAAAUCAUCCGUCUUUCCUCGACAUGCCCAUGUAGAUAUGGCUUCCGACAGCUCAUUCCCCGAGACCAGCACUUCGUAUUGGAGCUUAUCAAGGUGGGAUAAGGCGUGCAUCAAUCGGGUGAUUUUUGAGUUUAGUACGGCAAAGUCCUUCCCAGCAGUAUGCUGGAGGGCGAUAUGGUUGUCUUUCUCGAUCAUCGAGAGGCGCCACAAGGUCUCUGAGGAAUUGUGGGUGAUACCGAAUGUACCCUCGAGUAUCUGCACGUCGUCUUUUAACCGCGCCUUAACGUCGCAUAACUAUGGAAAGUAUUAUACUUCGUUAGAGAGACCUUUAGGGGCGGAUUUCCAUAGAGAGACUAUACCAUGCCGAAGCAAACGAUGUCGGGCUCUGUCCUGGUUUCCCCCACGGUGCUGUCCCAAUGCAUCUCGUCGCCACUGGUCGAAUUGAUUGGAGGAAGCGGUCCCCCGGCAUUAUGAGUUUGGCCAACAUAAUUAUCAAAGGUAUCGAAGAUGAAGGGAGAUGGCAAAGGGGAAUGUGAGUGAGAGUGACAGUAAGAGGGGUCACUUGGGCUUGGGCUCGUUUCUGAAGAGGGGAAAAGUGGCGGCCUGAGGCUCGUGUUGGCGUCUGGUUCCUGCCUUUUCGACGGACUCUCCCACCCUUCUUCAACCUCCCAGAUUCUCCGUUUUGUCGACUUGGUAUGCCUCAUUUCGCAUUGUCAUAGAAGGCUAAAUCAAGGAAGAAGAUAAUUUCCAAUGGUGUCAACUGUCGGAGCAGGAGUUUUCGAGAUGCAGGUCCUUUUCUUUUUCGCUCAGCCCCGAUGCCGAGAUUGCUGCGGAUUCCAAAGCAGCCUUGUUCGCCUGACUGUCACACAAAGUGUGGCGCAGAAGGAGCCUACGACACGUCUCAGCUUUGUUCGUGUUGGAUCAAUUGCCUUCUUUACAGUUUCUCUUAAUCUCACAUAUCCCUGGUCUGCAAAAUCGUGGUUCAGUUGCGCGCCAGCAUUGCUACUAUGGCGUCUACUAUGAGCUCUCCCAUCGACGAUUCAGCGUUCAAACAAGCGGUGGAAAAGUUUCGGGGCAAAUUAACGCCGGAACAAGCGCAGGACUUCCAGCUCACGACCAUCGAUGACUUGAAAAGCGCGAUUGCGAAGUUGCAGAACCAGCAGAUGUCAGAAAGGAAGUUGAGGAACCUGAAGCGCCUUGAAUCCUUUGUGCUUAGAAUGGGACAAUUUGAGCAAGUUGUCACUGUCUACUUGAACGCAUCCAUGUUUGUGGGCUUCGUUUGGGGUCCCGUGAAAUGUUUGCUACUGACCGCCAGUUCAUAUCAUGCGGCGUUCGACGCCCUGCUUGAAAUGUACGAACGAAUUGGGUUAAACCUACCACAACUGGAACAGUACCAAAGUCUGUUCCAAUCAAAUGCCCAUAUGCGGACAAUUCUCCAUUUGAUUUACGCCGAUAUCCUUCGUUUCCAUAAAAAGGCGUUGAAGUUCUUCAAGCACCCAGUGUGGAAACAGCUCUUUCGCGUUCAAUGGGACAGCUCGAAAGUCAAGUUCUCUCGCAUUAUUGAGAGCUUCCAGUCUCAUAAGAUGUUGCUCGAAAGCCAGGCGAGUCUUGUAGAGUUCACUGAACACCGGAAAUCUGUGGCCGAGAGGGAGGAGAAGUAUCGGCGAGAGAAGGACGAUGAGGAUCGCAGGAAACGAAGGGCGGUGCGCAACUGGUUAAGCGCGGCGAAUUCUGGGGAUGAUCAAGCAAAUUACAUACAUGAGAGUGCAAAUUACCCUGGCACUGGGGAGUGGAUUUUACGUGAUAGUCUUGUGGGCGCUUGGUCCAACCCAUCAAUUAUGACAACGCCGCUUCUAUGGUUAACCGGGAUUCCUGGAGCAGGAAAAACAAUCCUAGCAGCGCGUAUAGUCCAGGAAUUGCAGAAGUCUUCACCUGAAAAGGUCAUUUUCUUCUUCUGCAAACACGGCGAUCAGGAGAGGGAUUCUUUUCUUGCCGUCGCUCGGGGCCUCUUGAAUCAAUUACUGAGACAUAACAAAGCACUGGUACCGCAUUUGUAUGAUUGUGCUACCGAUAGUGCAACAGGCACCUUGACAUCCAUUUUCUCCGCCCAGGAACUUCUCGGUCUCGCCUUGAGAAGUCUGCCGAGUAUCUUUAUUGUUCUCGACGGUGUAGACGAGUGUCCUUCCAAGGAGAGCCGCACUCUCGUCUCCUGGAUUCGAAAGGAGGUGGAGUCAAUCAAUAAUGAUUCUGGCGACGCCCGCUGUCUAUUCGUCAGCCAGGAUGAUCAGAUCUGCAACCAGCUUCUGAAAGACAUCCCUCUAUUGAAGGUAACCAAGGACAGGAAUAUGGGUGACCUUCGAAUUUACUGCGAUUCGCUCAGUAGCUCAUGGGUGGGCUCGUUUCAUUUAUCGGAAGAUCGUCGCAAUGUGAUUGUCCAAUCCAUUGUGGAUAAGGCCGCUGGAAUGUUCUUAUUUGCGAGACUUGUGAUGCAUAACUUAUGCAGCCAAGUAUCAAGGGCAGACUUCAACAGGGAGACGAGCUCAGAGAUUUUACCGAACGGCCUGGACGAAGCAUAUGACCGGAUCAUCACCAGGAUCUUGGUAGGUGACGAACCGCAAGCCAUGUAUGCAAGAAGGCUGCUUGGCUGGCUAGUUUGCGCAAAACGCUCUCUCAAUUGGCAUGAAAUCCAGGGUGCUGUUUCGAUUGACCUCGCCACGAGAACCAUCGAGUUUGAAGAUCGCAGGUUGUCUUUAGAUUCGAAGCAACUACUUGGGUCUCUGAUCGAGCUUCGCGGUAGAGGUACGAUUGAGCUCGUGCAUACAACAGCAAGAUCGUAUCUUCUCAACAAAAAUCUUGUGGUGGAGAGUGAUCAAGCGUAUGACCUACUGAGGUUGUGCUUGGUAUAUCUCAACCACCCCAGCUGCAAUCUCCCCUUUACCGAUCAGGCCCUGACAAAAUACGUCCAGACGGGUCACUACGCAUUCCUUGACUACGCAGUGGCGCACUGGAUAGGUCACCUUGAAGACUGCCUCACACAUAUUACCAGCUACAGUCCUGAUGCUUUCCAAGAUCUCUGUCAUGAGGUUGGGGAGUUCCUCCGUAACCAUGGCCUAGACGGGCCCAAGUGCUCCGUGUCCCGCCAGACGCAAAUCAUAUUGACGCCGUUUGAGAGCACGAUCUUUUAUGAUCAGCUGGUGCGAGGAUUCGAAUACUGGAAAUCUGAGACAACGAUAUCAUGCAAUCGAAGAAGCAGCACCCCGAUCCUGGACUUGAACCGCGUCAUUGAAGCCAUUCGGACAGAGAUUGAAAGUAUGGCCUUAAAGCAGCAUGACUUGCAGAACUUUUAUGGAGAAGGACUAUUCAAAUGCAACCGGCCGUAUUGCCAGCUCUUUGUGGUAGGAUUUACCGACUGGAAUAGUCGAGACCAGCAUCUGCAAGAGCAUGAGCGCGUAUUCAUUUGCAAAGUGCCGGGCUGUCCUGCCUCGCAGCUCGGAUUUGCAAGUCAAGACGACCUCGACUCACAUGAUGUGAGAUGCCAUCAAGCCCCAGUGGAAUCCACUGCGUUUCCUGUGUAUCACGAUCCUGCCUCGAUUGACGUGAAGCACGCCUGUACGACCGGCAACCUCGCCAUGGUUGAACGCUGGGCCGAACAAUUUGGGCCUGACGAGCUAGAGCAGUACGUCUGGGGAAGAGGGGUGUAUAGGGGCCCAGCGAUGGGGUCCGCAAUCGACAAGGAGCAAGUUGGUAUAACCAGGUUUCUUCUGGAUAAAAGCUUGCACCCGGGGAAGCACAUCCUUACUGUGAUAGGGAGAGCCUACCGGGAAAAGCGAUACACAUUCCUUCGAUGCAUUUUUGGUUUGUCACAUAUCAAGCCAGACACUUCGGAGCAAGAUAAAAAGAAUAUUGACAUCUGGGUACGAACGAUGUUUAAACGCCAUGACGAUGCUGAGGCCCAAGAAUUGUUAGAGUAUUUUGGCUCUCAUGGAAUGGGUAUACAACGCGAUUGGAUAGCUACUGCCAUUGAGUAUGACUGCAUGGGCUCCCUAAAAUACUUGACCCGUGCAUUCAAAGGCGAUGACCUGGUUAAGGCGGGUGAGUCAGCGAUGUGUGCGGCUGCGAAUUUUGGUAAAAAGGAGGUCUGUAAGCUCCUGCUUGACCAAGGGCUUUGGCAUCCCGCAACCGCACAAGACCAGAAGCCGUUGGAAAAUGCCUCGAAAAAUGGCGAGGAGGAUAUCUUGCACAUGUUGCUUGACGGGCACCACGACACAAAUGAUUCCCGAAAAUGGCUUCGAAUAUCACAGCUUUAUCAUUCGGCACGGCUCGGAAGGACAGAUACCAUCAAGCAACUCCUUGAGGAUAGAGAGCUGCCACUAGAUCUUAGAGACAGGAAUUAUUGCACUCCAUUGCAACAUGCUGUCCGGAACGGACACCUGGACGUGGUCUCUCUGUUACUGGACUCCGGCCGGGAAGUAAAGCUUAAUCAUGAGAUAGGGAGAUUUGACGAUAUUGGAGUCCGGGGUGCCUCUGCGUUGGGGUUAGCUGUCUUUUCUGGACAUGUCGCCAUAGUCAAACGGCUGCUUCAAUGCAAAAACAUCGAGCUGGAUAAAACUGCUCAUUUGAAGAGAGGGAGAAGGAAUCGCUUCCUGACUCCACGCGAGAUUGCAGAAGAGAAAGAUUAUUUGGAAAUACUAGACGCCAUUACUGAAUGUGGAGCCAGGCAGAAAGGCGUCUCGGUUGAGGAAUGGAAAGCCAUGCAAGAGAAGAAUGCGUCUAAAUAAGACUGGAAUUGUUGGCACGUGGCUGGGCUAGAUGCGUUUUGUUGCCUUGAUGUUUGUCCAUUUGCACUUCAUGAUUAGAUAACCGAAUGCAUCUUUGGAUACUUGGCUAUCUCUGCAAUAUGAUUUCCGGCCAACAAGUGCCGUGGAUCACAC